Messenger RNA from Desarmillaria tabescens, 945 nucleotides. RefSeq lists its product as uncharacterized. The record is from RefSeq and is a predicted model, not a curated record. Lineage: Eukaryota; Fungi; Basidiomycota; Agaricomycetes; Agaricales; Physalacriaceae. The transcript is spliced from 2 exons. The coding region runs from base 73 to 459 and encodes 128 amino acids.
UGAUGACAACGGCCAUGGACUGAGGCUGUGUGUCUCUCUCUUGACCUCCUUAUCCUUCCUCAACUCAACCUCAUGCCGAACGUCACCCAGGAAUCCAUGAUCCCUCAACCAAUACGCAUACCUCGACAUCGUCUCCAAGGAGGCUUCCUCAUCAGCCCAGAAACGGCUCUCGAAUGGGCUUCAAGACUCGAAAAUAGGCCGGUGACAGAAAUUCUCGUGGCAUGGAGAACCAUCGUCCUACGGGUUAGCCGUACGGGUGCAAGGUUAUCAAUGGUGGGAGUACUGUACAGUCAGUUCAUGGUCGUCACGCAGCAGAAGACGUUCCGCCGUGGCUACUUGGGCAUGGAUCCGUCAGAAAUACCUCAGUUCAGGGAGGGAGCGCUGGAGGCUAUCGUGCGAAAGAUGUUGAAAGAAGAUAGUAUCCAUGACCCCGUAUUUGCUACUACCUUAGACUACUAGAGUCUGAUGACUCUGAAUACGUAUUCUUUCUACAUUUUGGUCCUUCCAAAUACGAUGACCCCUAAGGAAUGUCUUUGAAUACCGACAACUGAUUCUGCCACAGUCGAUUCAUGACAUUGUUUUUGAAUUCAUUCGAUUAACAUUAUCCUUCUUGUUCAUCGACGACAAAACCGGUUUGAAGGGCGAAGAAUGCUGGUCUUCCAAGCACGUUUAAAUUUGACGCAGGUGCUAAUUGCAAACGUUUAAAUGAAACUGACAAUAAAGACGACAUGCUGGAACGAAGGGACAUCAGCACGAGCGGUGGUGUUGGCCGUCUACCACCUUGAUCAAUCUUUCUUAUUGGCUGCAUCGAGUGCGAAGACUCAGAAGAGUCUUUCUCCACAAGAUGUCGUAUCGUCUCCGACGCCGAUGCGUGUGUGCAGCUUACCGGAAUGUUAGAAAGAAUGCCUACUGGUGUACUACCUACGAGACGGGCUACUGCUUGUU